AUGGGAAGGCAUAACGGCGGAAGUGACCACAGCAGUACCGACGAAGACAACGAUGAAUCGGAAGACCGUUUCUUCGACGCGGACGACGGUCUUGCUGCCGUUGCCGUUGGCCCUGUUGGGUCCGCCGCAAUUGCACUGGACUCGAGUCACGCCAACGAGAGAAUUCCUCACCACCAGUGUACCAGUGAGGAAUUGUCCCAGCAAGGGAGCCGCCGCCGUCGCAGUAGCAGCCGCAGUACGAGCGAAGUAACAAAGGCGACGGGGCCAAAGUUUCUAUCAUCAUCGACAAAUUUAUUCUUAUCGUCCGACCGGAACUCAGCUGAGCCAGAGCGAGAGCCAGACCUAGACACGACGCCAGACCUCCACCACCAACAAUUGCACCACAAAUCGUCGUCAUGUCUCGCGUCCCGCGUCAACGCUAGUGGGCUGCGAGUGCCUAAGGCUCGUCCCGACCGCGCUGCCGUUGAUGCAGCCGCUGGUGUUGUUGUCACUCCUGCUGCUGCUGCUUUUGCUGCUGUUCCCACUAUUGCUGCUGAUACUUCGGCGAGUACGGCUACUACUGCCCGCUCUGCGUCAGAUCGCCGUGAUGAUGCACCUGCACGUUCGAGAGUUGUGACUGCUGCACCUCCGCAACCAUCACCACCACUCCCUCCACAACAACAACCACGGUCGCCUCCCCUGGCUACAACACGCUCCCUCUCCCUGAACCGUUCCUUACCAUUGCCGUCGCCGUCGCCAUUACCUUCUCCACCACCAUCCCUGGAGACUUCCGUGUCGACGGCUCUCUCACUCCGAGCGCCGCCGUUGUCAUCGUCGCCGUUCACAACAGGUCUCAAGGCUUCCUCAUCCGUGGUGGCACUAGAUCCUAAACAGAAACACAACCACCACCACCUCGCCAGGGAUCUCUACCGUUCAAUUCCGAUCCCACCUAUACCUGACGACGUUUCCAGUCACACAUCUCAACACUUCCGUGAUCCACGUCGAUCUUCUUUCUCCUCCUCGACCGCUGCACCACUGAAACGACCUGCAACGGCUGGUGGAGUGACAGCGUCAUCUGUCUCGUCCACGAUCAAGAGAAACCUCUCGCGCCCACGAUCACACCACGGCACCGGGAAUGCGACAAAUUUCAGCAACAUCCAGAACAAUUUCAGCAACAAGGAUCAUAGCAACACCAUCGAUACACAGAGUCGACGACAACGACAUUCUCUCGAGCCUGGCAACAACGAGUCCACCGAUCACAACGCUUCGACCCGUGCCAACCGUCGUCCCGCCUCCGUCAUUGGCCUCGACAUGGCUCGUCACACACGAGGCCGAACAGAAGAUUUGUUCUUGGAAUUGGGCAACUCGCGAAUGAGUGGUGACAAUGGCUUCAACGAGGGAACAUAUGGAACACUACAAACUCGAGCCGAUCGACUUGCCAGCAAUUCCGCCAAGCGUUUCUCACUUCCUGUGAAUCCUGCAUACAGCCCUGUCGACCUUGCAUCCAACGGCGGGAUCGUUGGACACACUCAGCCCUCCCGGCCAUCGUCGCGCUUGCAUGCAUCAACCAUUUCCAACACACAAAAUCGACCUUCUGACCGAUACAGAAGUCCACAUGGCCGGAACAGCAUCUACGACGAUGAGUCCGUCUCCGUAGCCGGUCUCUCUCUCUCAGAGCGCAAUCGUCGCUAUUCUACUGCGCCCGAGCGCACGCAGAUUUCGCCCACACGGCUGCGACAAGGUCUGCGAUCUGCUGAUGUGCAGAAUCUACCACGUGGAAGAUCUCUCCUGCCUCUGCAACACGAACACGAGCUUGCUCCCAUAAAGGCACACGAUUCGCAGGACGAAUCACCCGCGGAUAGCUCGGAACCCAAGCAGGCUGGGUCUGACUCGGUCGAGUCGCAGACAGCAGAUACUGUCUGGGAUGAACUUGACGAUCUGAAGUCGCGCAUUAAGAAGCUUGAGCUGACUGGUAAAAUGCCUUCGACCUCCAGCGCGGCGGUGUCUGGUGGUGAUGGCGAACGUCCUCAAACUGCUACCACAGCUCCCACAACUAUCGACUUUUCUCCAAAGCAGAAAGAUCGCAAACCCACGAUUGACAUGAGUGACCGAGCCUCGACGCCUUCAGUGGCAGAUGCGCCAGCUGAAGACGAGCAAACGUCCGCUCCGACACACCCUCUGCUUGAUGCAGCUCUUGUCAAAGCCAAGCCGCUCCUCAAUGGUUCUUUAUAUCGCAUUCUGGAGGCGACAGCCACUGAGGCUCUGCAGCUAGCCACUCUCUCAAGUGGCGGAAAUGGGCGAACUAAUCAAGGUAAUGCUGCAUCCUCUGCGCACUUCGAACGUCAGAUCAAGCGCAAAGCCGACAACAUGUGCCGCAACCUGACCGACCUUUGUAUUGCAUUGUCCGAAGGCAAGCAUGAGUCACAGCCGAAUCUCGUCAAAACACCAUCUCUAGCUCUCGAUACAUCUUUACGACGCUCUCCGCCAUUGAGGACACCCCGCAGUGUCACUGCCACCGACCGCACAUUUCCAUUUGAUAGGUCCGCCGCAGCCAACAACGCAGCGGGAGCUGCAAACAUUGGACGACCCAUCAGCCGCCUCGAAGCCCGGCGCAGCAGCAUUCUAGGUCUGUCAUCUUCGCCAGGGGGCUUCUCCGCUCUUGGAAACAGUGCUCGUCGUGAGAGCUUAGCCAUCGACGACUAUAAUUCUACAUCAGAUGAGCACGAAUCAACGACGACACCAAUGUCAGCCUCUCGGGCGCAAUUCAACCGUAAUAAUGACCCUCAGCAACAGCCUCCCAGACGUGUCAGCCGUGCCCCAAGCGCAUUCCUCCUUCGAGAAAAAGCGCACCUCCGUCAACGACAGCACCAACGUGAUGAAGAAGUCUCACAAUCCCCACCCAUGCGCAAUAACCACUAUUACCACGAUCAUGAACAUAAUGAAAACGAACACGACAAUGACCCAACCAUUCGACCUCUAUCCCGCGCAAUGACCGAUAUUGGCGGCGUCCGCGCUCGUGCUGCUGUCAGCAAAGGAAUCUUGACCUCCCCUCCGGCUGCGUCUCACAAUAUGUUGGGAACCUCUCCUUCACAAUUUUCGCACCUCCGCUCACCGCCGGCCGGCACUGCCUUUGCGAAGGACCAAAAUUAUUCCCAUCAACAUCUGCUCCGUCGCGAUCGAGAAGGAAGUCCUGCCGUCAGCACUCCACCUGAUGGUACGCCGUUAACGACACCAUCCUCUUUGCUCGCCCGGGACAUUCUUGCUUCUUCGUCAUCUGCAUCUUCCUCACCAUCGACUGCCGCUACGGCUCGAACUUCGAUGACCGAAUUCCUCUGCCGCAGCUACGUGCUCGGUCUCCGCCGCCUGAAUCCCGGCAACCCGACCCAAGUCUUCGUGAUCAUCUCCGACAGAUUCACACCGCAAGGUCCGCCAUUCCACGAUAUUCCGUCUGUCCUCCGUCAACGGACAAUCCAUCCCCUGUCCACGAGCAAACACUGGCCCAUUGCCUGCGUCGGCUUCAACAAGGACGUCGAUCAGAAACCGGAGAUGGGUUGUUUCCUGGGCCUCACCGAGGCGCAGAUGUUGGCCCGUGGCCGUCGUCCCUCGACACGGGCUCUCGACAUCCCAGGGUGGGGAAAGGCAUUUAAGAUUGUGCCGGAGCAGGCCAUCGCGGCGUGGGAGAGGGAGUUCGUGUCCGGAGCGGAGGCCGGGAGGGAGAUUGUUAGGAGAAAGACGGGGUUGGAGGUGGAUGCUGUGCGGGAGAUUAUUGCGGAGGCAAAGAAAGACGAUUGUUGA
Molecule: messenger RNA, 3774 nt
Organism: Dissoconium aciculare CBS 342.82
Lineage: Eukaryota; Fungi; Ascomycota; Dothideomycetes; Mycosphaerellales; Dissoconiaceae
Exons: 2
Coding region: 1-3774 (1257 amino acids)
Source: RefSeq, a predicted model, not a curated record